Ylistrum balloti is the source of this 645-nucleotide messenger RNA. RefSeq lists its product as uncharacterized. Lineage: Eukaryota; Metazoa; Mollusca; Bivalvia; Pectinida; Pectinidae. The transcript is spliced from 3 exons. The coding region runs from base 1 to 645 and encodes 214 amino acids. The record is from RefSeq and is a predicted model, not a curated record.
AUGGGAGGCUUAACAAUCGGCCUUGUAGUGGCAUUAACUUUAGUUUUCAUCUUGAUAAUCGUUGUCAUCGUCAUCAUCGUUAAGAGAAGUUGGAAGUCCAAAGAAAGACUCGAUGGUUCAGCCCAGUUUGACAACAGGAUUUAUAACCAUCUAAACAAUAGACCUUGGACGGGUGACACAAAUGAAGGAAGUAAUGAAUUGUUUCCAAGGACAACUGUCACCGAACCGAAUCCUUACGAUUCGCUAGGACCGUGUUCACUGUCAACGUUUACAUCAGAUUAUGACAACUCACCUAAAACCAAUCAUCAAUGUGAUGGAGACCCACAAGACCGACAGAAAUGUGAUGACAAUCCAUACGCAUCACUGAGAGUGGCUGAUAUGUUAAAAUAUUCAAAUGUUGUUGAUCUGCCCACAGAUAAAACCGAAUCUUUAGGGGACGGCUACAUGGAAAUGCGUGGUAGCUGUAGUAGUGACAAUAUUGGCGACAUGUCGAAAGACGGAACAUAUCUGAGAAUGGAAUUUCAACCCGAAGGAACGGAAGAAGAUUCUAAUCAGACACUUAUUAGCUCGAACAACGAUGUUGAUGCAGAUCCUGUUUCGUAUGUAAAUAACGGUUAUGCGACACAUAUUUCUGUAUCGAAAUAA